Varanus komodoensis (Komodo dragon) is the source of this 3878-nucleotide messenger RNA. RefSeq names its product TIA1 cytotoxic granule associated RNA binding protein like 1 (gene TIAL1). The coding region runs from base 1813 to 2910 and encodes 365 amino acids. Lineage: Eukaryota; Metazoa; Chordata; Lepidosauria; Squamata; Varanidae. The record is from RefSeq and is a predicted model, not a curated record. Gene Ontology annotation, molecular function: DNA binding; mRNA binding. The transcript has 12 exons.
CAUCAAAUAUAGCUUGAUUUUUGGUAAAUUAAACUAAUUAUUGAACCUGGUAUUUGAAACAUCUCUGGUAGAGCUGCAGUAUUGACUGUAUAUGUCUAUUCCAAUGAAAGCCCUUUUGAAUUCAGUGGGGCUCCCUCCAGGUAAGUGUGUUUAGCAUUGCAGACCUAGUAAAUUAGUUAAUCUAAGCACAGAUCAUUUGACCACAUGAAAUGGUACCUUUUAAGAAAGUUGAUAAAUCUUAAGAAAGCAAGUUAUUUUAUUAUAAGUAUCCAUAUAAGAACUUCCAGUGGCAAAUGCCAUUUCCCCUUCUGUGCCGCAAAAAAGAGAAUGUCCUUGCCUUUUAUGACAUAUACACAUCAUAUAGACACGAUAAUAUGUACACUUUUAAUUAUAUUUAAAAUAUGAUUAAUUGCUGGAAUAUUUAAUUGGAUCAGGUGACAUUUGUUUUCUGAAAAUGAAAAUUCAGACACUGUCUGAUUCUUGGAAACGAUGGUCAUAGAAGUUCCAUUGCAAAUAUGGUUGCUGGACAUUGUUAUUUGAACCAAUGAGGAAUUUCUUUUUCCUGAUUGCUAAAAUUCACUCUUUUUAAAAAUUAAUGGUUUGUCAGCUCAUGCAUGCUUUUUAAAUUGGUUAAUCUUAAUUAUGUUUGUGUGUAACAAACCAGCUUCCAGCCAUGAGUUAUAAAGCUGUCUUGUUUCAAUGAACAGUAACAUUUCAGUGUUCAGGCAACACACUAAACUGAAGUUAAUCUAAAAUGGAACCAGGCUCUUCUGAUCUCUCAGCUGUGCUGGGAAAGGGGCAAUGUAGUGUGCAAGUCUAGGGAAAACUUGACUGGUUCCUGUCCAGAUAAACCAUGGCUUACUGUAAAACCAAACACAGCCAGUAUCCUUUGUACCUUAUUGGCAAACAUAAAUACCUUGCUUUCAGUGAUGGCAGAACUUCACAAGGAAAAAGACAGUGCUGUCCAAUAGAAUGUAUACUAAGCUUGACCUGACUCUCGGAUUUAUUAAGUGGCUUGAAGAAGUUGCACUUUCUUUGUCCAUACUUUUGACCAUAAAAGACCUGUCUCCUUAAAUCUAGCUGAAAAGUUGAAUAGGAUAAGUAUUUAAAGCGUGUGGCACAAACAGCUCCAUAAAUGAUAGAAAGCACCAGGUUUUUAAUGUUGAAUUUUCCUUCCUGCUUUCCCCAUUUUUAAAUGCUGAGCUAGUAGCACCAUAAAGAUGCUUGAAAGGAACAAGGGAUCAGGGUUAGACUCCUUUGACGUGCCAAGAGAGCAGAAUUCUGGCAGUUUAGGGGUUGCAGGCUGUUCCCUUAUUAUAUUCUCCUUUCUGAUUUUAAUAACAUAAGAAAGGGGCAACAUAAUUUCUUGUAUACUGAUGAACUAUUCCCUUAUUUUCUGAAUUGUAACCUUUUCUGAAUUGUAUAUUAACAUGUGGCCUGAUGGAUACAAUCCAGCAAACAUUACUUGCCUUUAUAUUCUAUUAAAACAAACAAUGGGAAUUGGUCUCAGUUAGCUUUUGCUAGCUCUUACAUAUUAUGUGAUACUUCAGUGUCAGUCAGCUUUAACUCUGUGAGCAAGAUGAGGAAUCUACUUCAGUUUUGUGUGUCUGUGGAGUAUUUGUAUGCCUUACAUUUGUUGGAGAUGCCCCAAGCAGUAUGGAGUUACUUUCUGGUGUCUGUACAGAAGUCAGUGGCAGAGGUUGAAGAAUCACACAUUUCUUAUUGCCUGUCUUCUAUCUAGAACUCAGACAAAUUAUAUCAACCUCAUCUUUAGCUCUUCCCAGUCCUCAUUCAGUGCUGCAGCUAAAUGUGAUGGCAAUUUGCAAAGCGCUCAAGCUUCUGCAACCCGAUAGCAGAAGGGUCAACUCUUCUGUUGGAUUUUCUGUUUUGCAGCAUACAAGCAAUGACCCUUAUUGCUUUGUGGAAUUUUAUGAACACAGGGAUGCAGCUGCUGCAUUAGCUGCUAUGAAUGGGAGAAAAAUUUUGGGAAAGGAGGUAAAAGUUAACUGGGCAACAACACCGAGUAGCCAGAAAAAAGAUACAUCAAAUCACUUCCAUGUGUUUGUGGGAGAUUUAAGUCCAGAAAUAACAACAGAAGACAUCAAGUCAGCUUUUGCUCCUUUUGGUAAAAUAUCGGAUGCACGAGUAGUUAAAGAUAUGGCAACAGGAAAAUCUAAAGGAUAUGGCUUUGUAUCAUUUUAUAAUAAACUGGAUGCAGAAAAUGCAAUUGUGCAUAUGGGAGGGCAGUGGUUGGGAGGUCGUCAAAUCAGAACUAACUGGGCAACACGAAAACCACCUGCCCCAAAAAGUACACAAGAAAACAGUACGAAACAACUGAGAUUUGAAGAUGUAGUAAAUCAAUCAAGCCCCAAAAACUGUACAGUGUAUUGUGGAGGAAUUGCCUCUGGUUUAACAGAUCAGUUGAUGAGACAGACAUUCUCACCUUUCGGACAAAUUAUGGAAACAAGAGCUUUUCCAGGAAAAGGCUAUUCAUUUGUGAGGUUUUCAACACAUGAAAGUGCAGCACAUGCUAUUGUUUCUGUCAAUGGAACAACAAUUGAAGGACAUGUUGUUAAAUGCUAUUGGGGUAAAGAAUCCCCAGAUAUGACUAAAAACUUCCAACAGGUGGAUUAUAGUCAGUGGGGACAGUGGAGCCAGGUGUAUGGAAAUCCGCAGCAAUAUGGACAAUAUAUGGCCAAUGGAUGGCAAGUACCACCUUAUGGAAUGUACGGACAAGCAUGGAAUCAACAGGGAUUUGGUGUAGAACAAACACCUUCUGCAGCCUGGAUGAGUGGAUUUGGUGCCCAGCCUGCGCAGGGACAAGCUGCUCCUGUAAUACCUAAUCAGGCUGGAUAUGUGUUUUACAUCACAGACUUUAAGAAAAAUGACAUAAAAGAUGCUUUUAGUUGAACAUUAAAUCCUGACGUUUUGGCUGUGGACCAAACAUUACAUCAAAGGAAGACAGUAUUUUCUUCAAUAACCACAAAACCAUCAUUCAGAAGACUUAUUCAUGGAAAUAGAGUUUUUAAAAUUUUUCUAUACGUUUUGAAGAAACUAAAACCUGGUAUAAAUGUUUUCAGUCUUUGGUAAAAAGCAGUACUGUCUGCAAUACUUGAGCAACACUUGUUAUCCACAUACCUAGGAGCAUAUUGUUUAAAUCUAGUUUGCUUGAAGUGCAAAAAUGCCUUUAAUUUUAGGAAGCAUUUUUACACUAUGGUGCUUAGGCAGUCAUACUUAGACUUUUACACUAGUUUGUACCUAACUGCAAUGUUACAAAAGCAUGUUCAAACAUAAAAGUAGCAAUGUAAUUAUUCAGAGUAAUACUUAAUAUAAUCUACUGCAUUGUUUGCAGUAGAUUGACAAGAAUGUGCAAGACUGACAUUUCCAAAGUUGGCUACUAUGUAAAAUGAAAAAUUACUACACAAAGAGCCUUAAUUUUAAAUUCAUAAAUCUUUAAUUCAUGUUGUCAGUAUAAAUCUGAAUUUUGUUUUGUUACUCGAUAUGUAAAUAUUUGGUUGACAACCUUGUAUACCUACUUGAAGGUUUCUAUAAGUUGUAUAGUACCUGAGUGUUUAAAAAAUCCUAGGAUUUUUUAAAAACCUAGAAAUACUUAGCUCAAGAUUUUUUAAAAAACAAGAUUGUUGAAAUACUUAUUUUAGAAUUUCCUCAAUGUGCCAUUUGGUUAAUCGAAAAUGCAGUUGAAACAAGUAUACUGAGUUGUGGUUUAUUCUUUUUAUUCUUAGUUACAUUGUUAGUUUUUGUUUUGGUUGGUUUUGGGUUUUUUGUGUUUUGGGGUGCCUUGCAUGUGCUGAAUCUGUACAGAGGCUGGGGUCUUUGUGCACUGAGUAUUAUUGGGAUAAAUCAUGAAUAUGUUCAAA